Molecule: messenger RNA, 2086 nt
Organism: Manis javanica (Malayan pangolin)
Lineage: Eukaryota; Metazoa; Chordata; Mammalia; Pholidota; Manidae
Gene: B3GALT4
Product: beta-1,3-galactosyltransferase 4
Biological process (GO): protein O-linked glycosylation
Cellular component (GO): Golgi membrane
Molecular function (GO): hexosyltransferase activity
Source: RefSeq, a predicted model, not a curated record
GAGUUGUGGGGUGCUACUACAGAUAAAAUCCUCUAAGGGCCCCGGUUCAACUGAGCCGCAAACGCUGGGCCCUGAGGCUGAGGGGUGAACCGCAUGUGUUAGGAUGCCGCUGCCCUGCGUUUGCGCUCUACGGCCAAGGCACGCCUGUGCAGUUAGGGCCUAGUCCCGGCAAAGCGCCCACCAUCCUGCCUGCCGUUGUGCCCACCCUGCCGCCGCCGUCGCUUCCGGCGACAAGCGGUGGACGCCCAGUGCGUCACCUCCCCGAUAAGCGGGUGGGGCCCAGGCCACCGGCAGAGAAGUAGCGGCCGAUGCAGCAGCGAUCCCCCAGCCAUGGAGCCGAGCUUUGCGGAGGCGGGGCCCGGAAGACAAGGUAACAGCGCCGCAGCUCCAGCCGCCGCCCCGCUCUCCGGCGCUUGUACUGGUCGCGCCGGUAGCAGCCCAGGCCACGGAGAGCCGGGCUUUCGGCUCUAACCGCUCAGCGCCUCUCUUAAGUCCUCUCUACACCGCAUCAUGCACCUCAGCCUCUUCCGGCGCCUUCUCCUUGCCGCCUUGCUGCUGGUGAUAGUCUGGACUCUCUUCGGGCCCUCGGGUAUCGGGGAGGAGCUGCUGAGCCUCUCGCUAGCCUCCCUGCUCCCAGCCCGGGCCUUGCUGGGGCCGCCCCUGGCCCUGCCCCACCUCUUGAUCCCCAAUGAGGAGGCGUGCGGUGGUCCUGGAGCCCCUCCGUUCCUGCUCAUCCUGGUGUGCACGGCCCCGGACAACCUGAUCCAAAGAAAUGCCAUUCGGGCCUCGUGGGGAGGGCUGCGCAAGGCCCGAGGGCUCAGGGUGCAGACUCUCUUUCUGCUGGGAGAGCCAAGCACGGUUCCCACCCAGGAUUCUCAUGAGAACGACCUAGCACAGGAGUCAGCGACCCAGGGGGACAUCUUGCAGGCGGCCUUCCUGGACUCCUACCGCAACCUGACCCUCAAAACCCUCAGUGGGCUUAACUGGGUCGACAGACAUUGCCCCAUGGCCCGCUACGUCCUCAAGACCGAUGACGACGUGUUUGUCAACGUUCCUGAGCUGGUAUCAGAGCUGGUCCGGCGAGGCGGCCGCUGGGAACAAUGGGAGAGAGGGUUGCAGCCCCAGAGAGUGGCUGAGGUUAGGGAUGAAGAGUGGGAAGGCGGCCCCACCUCAGGGAGCCAGCAAGUGCCUCUUUUGUACCUGGGCCGUGUGCACUGGCGGGUGUACCCCUCUCGGACGCCAGGGGGCAAGCACCAGGUAUCAGAGGAGCAGUGGCCCCCUACUUGGGGCCCCUUCCCACCCUAUGCCUCUGGCACAGGGUAUGUGCUGUCAGCUUCUGCUGUGCAGCUCAUUCUGAAAGUGGCUAGCCAGGCACCCCCUCUGCCACUGGAGGAUGUCUUUGUGGGGGUAAGUGCCCGACGAGGAGGCCUCACCCCAACCCACUGUGUCAAGCUGGCGGGUGCCACCCACUUCCCCCUGGACCGGUGCUGCUAUGGGAAAUUCCUGUUGACAUCCCACAGGUUGGACCCCUGGAAGAUGCAGGAAGCCUGGAAGCUGGUGGGUGGCUCUGAUGGGGAAAGGACUGCACCCUUCUGCUCCUGGCUCCAAGGAGUCCUGGGCAUCCUGCGGUGUCGGAUAAUAGCUUGGCUUCACAGCUGAGAAUACCUAGGGCCCCAGGAGAGGAGUGAGUUGCUAAGGGCCCAGCCAGUACCACCAACAAUCUUCUCCCAGGCCCAAAGCAGGAGUCCUAGCUGGCUGCAGCUGAUCAGUUUCCCCAUACCAGAUGCUCAGUCUGUCACUGAAGACUGAGGAUAUAGAAGAAACCUAAGAUGGUUUUCAGGAAGAACAAAACAAUGCUGGGGUUGUUCUCCAGCCAUGACAGAAAGGAGGCUUAAGCCUCUCAAUAAACUUGUCUCUCUACCUCUUUGAUUGCAGUGCGGUCCUCACCAGGGGUCCCAGACACAAACCUAGGGAGCCUGCAGGCUGCCAGACCCUGCUGGAUAGGAAGGACAUCUCCAGGGACAUGGGAGAGAGGACAGUCUCUGCGAGGAAAGUGCCCAAACAGCAAGGCUAAGGUCACUGUGAU